Messenger RNA from Eruca vesicaria subsp. sativa (arugula), 279 nucleotides. The record is from the annotation of a GenBank genome assembly. Lineage: Eukaryota; Viridiplantae; Streptophyta; Magnoliopsida; Brassicales; Brassicaceae.
AUGCCAAUCUUUGUCAAAGAAGUUUCUAUAGCAGCUAGGAGAAGAGAUGCACACAAGAAUGGCCACUUUGUUGUCAGACAGAAUAACUUACCUGAAGCUCAAAGCUGGACUUUAGAAGGCUGGCUCACAACUUGGGGCAAUGCCAUAAGUGGUUCCAACCCACCUGCACUGCCGCUGGUAAUCACGAAACCGGACACAACAGCUAGGUUAAUAGCAAACAACGAGGAUGUGUUAACGAGGCAGAAGCUGAUGGCAGGGAGCUGCAACUACUGGCUUUAA